Heterocephalus glaber (naked mole-rat) is the source of this 3388-nucleotide messenger RNA. It is a transcript of the gene Mfsd6l, whose product is annotated as major facilitator superfamily domain containing 6 like. The record is from RefSeq and is a predicted model, not a curated record. Gene Ontology annotation, cellular component: membrane. Lineage: Eukaryota; Metazoa; Chordata; Mammalia; Rodentia; Bathyergidae.
CUUUUUUUUUAAAUUCUUUUUAUUUUAUGAAAAAUAAAAUAAAAUUUCAUAACAAAAUUAUAAGAGAAUAACAACAGUCAAUAUAUUGUGUAUCAUUAUCUUCCAAGUAAUUACUCAGAGUAGGUUCUUAUAUUCUGUUUAAGUGAGAGGAAAUACCUCUGAAAAAAAUUGUACCUAUUCCACAUGACCUAGAUAUCACUAAUUUCACCAGUGAAAACCGUUAUGUUAAUUAACGAAGCCACUUCUGUUGAAGUGCUAGUAUUAGCUUCCUCUAAAGUGUCUUUUUUUUUUUUUUUGAAACAGGGUCUUGCUAUCAAGCCCAGGCUGGCCUUGAACUCUUGAUCCACUUGCCUCAGUCUCCUGUGUAUUGGGAUUACAGAUGGAGGCCAUUAUGCUAGGCUCUAGCUAAGCACUCACACAAACAGGGCAACUUACAUCCCAUAAGUGUAGCUUAGAACUAUCCAGUACAUACAUGCUGUCCAGUGGCUGUGAUGUGCUGCUGGGACUGGAUCUGACUGCCCUCAGCUGUCAGUCCUCUUUAGGGAUUGUCCUGGCUGCAGAAAAUUGUGUCACCCAAGGUCAUGUCUCUUUCAUGGAGAUUUUCCAUGCAGUGAAACAAUUCUAGGUCCUGGGAACUAAAAUACUUGCCUUCUUGGAGCUUUGAUUCUGAUGGAAACAAUAAACAAGGUAAAAUACAAGAAAUAGAAACUGUAGUGUGUUCAAUAAUGAAGUACUAUGAAAAAAAUAAUGAAGUACUAUGGAGAAAAUGUUGGGAAGGGGAGGGUGUGUCUUGGGGAUGGGAUUGGCAGUUUCACUUAGGGUGGGCAGGGAUAAUCUCUACGGGGUGGUCACUGAUCAGGGCAUUGGAGUAAAGACCUGAAGAGGACGAGGGAUGGUGCCUCACGAGUAACUUUCAUCCAUUCUUGCUCCGUCAACCCUGACUCUGACCCUGACGGUUUUACUUGCCUGAGUUCAAGGAUCCCAGUUCAGGGAUUUAGCCCGGAUGUCUGGGCGACGCUGGGCAGCCAGGGGUGGGGUGGAGCCUGUGGCCUGGCUCCGAGCGCUUCCUGCAGGACACGGGCGCGCCCCUCGUGCACCUGCGCACAUCCAGGCAGGUGAGCAGCGGAGGCCUCGGGACGUGACAGGUGCGGCUGCAGGUGUGCGGGUCCCGCCCCGCAGAGCCGCCCCCUCGGGGCGGGGCCACUUCCGGGCCAGUGGCCGGACAUGGGCGGUGGUUUACCGGCUGACCGCGGCGCUGCCCGAGCCCGGAGACGGAGUGCUGCUGUCUGUGAGCCAGGAUCCCUCGGGCCUCUCCCGGGGACAUGGGGCCGCGACCUCCCCGGCUUCCGCCGCGCUCGCCCUGCGUGCAGCUCUGCUCUCCUUCGGCUCGAGUCUGAAGGAGCGGGGCAGCCAUGAGCGCCAACCCCCAGUGGGACAUCAGCAGAGCGCUGCGGGUGGCCAGGCUCUUCCAUCUGAUGUGUGGAGUCCGGGAUGCCUGCGUAACCCCGUUCCUGACGCUCUACCUGAGGCAGCUGGGCUUGGCCGCGCCCUGGGUGGGCGUCCUAAUGGGAAGCAAGCUCCUGGUCGCAGCCUGCUGGAGUCCCUUCUGUGCCUUUCUGGCCAAAAGCUGCCAGAAAAGGAGAGUAUUUCUGGUAGGCUCCCUGCUCGGGUCGGCGGGAGCCAGCCUCUUGAUGGUCCUGGUCCCACCGCUAAACAGAGAUGCUCUGUACCACUCUUGCAAUGGAAGCAGUAGCAUGACCACCACAGUCCUGCCACCAGACGUCACACUCUCUGUGACCGUCGCCUCUGCCCGAGAGUCUGUCACAACCCACCCUGCGGGGCCGCCCAGCCUCCCAGCCAGGAGGAGGCCGGAAGGCUUGGAGGCCUCAGGCUUCCCAGAUGGACCUGGAGAAAGUGAUCAAGAACCUUUCAAGGGGCUGCACUUAGAGGGCUCCCUUAAAGGAGCUGAGGCCACGUCCCAAGUUCUCCAUCCUGUCACUUCAGGAGUGGAAGAUAAUUCCUGGGAAGGCGCUUCUGAGGUGGUCAAUACUACCCUCCUUCUUCCUGGCGAUGCAGCGCUGGGCAGUCCAGCCAAUGUGUCAGAGGCUAAGAGGGAAGCCGGGUCCCUGGAUCUCUCCUCAGAAGGGUUGCAGUGGACUUUCCUCCUCUCCUUGGGCUUCCUAGUGUUCUGGGAGCUGCUGACAGCCCCUCAGGAGCAGGUGGCCAAUGACAGCCUUUAUGAAUACCUGGAUUUUGUUGAUGCCACUGACCGAUACAAAAGCCUGGGGCUCUGGAGAUUACUGGGCAUGUCGACAGGUGUGUGUGGCAUCGCAGCCUUGGUGGGGCGGCUGGACUGCUCCCUGAUGACAAAUGGUACUCGGGGUGUGGUGUACUUCUAUAGCUACUCACUGGUCAGCACCCUGUCCUUACUGGUGAGCAUUGCCUUUCCUAUCCCCACCUGCCAGCAGCAGGAGCCUGGCUACAAAACCAUCAAAGCACUCUCUCUCCUAGGGGACGACCCUCGCAUCCUCCUCCUAGCCCUCACUGUCUUUUUGAUAGGAACUGUCACCAGCACGGUGCAGAACUUUCUCUUUUGGCACAUGGAAGACUAUGGCAGCAGUGAGCUGGUCAUGGGCUUCUCAGUGGCCCUCAGCUUGCUGGGGGAAAUUCUGCUCCACCCGUUUAAAGCUGUGUUGCUUCGGAAACUGUCCAGGGUGGGUGCAGUGGGACUGGGGUUGGGAUGCCUCGCAGGGCAGCUGCUCUACUACUCUUUCCUCUGGAGCUGGUGGUCAGUCUUGCCUGUUCAGAUCCUGAGUGCCAUCAGCAAUGGGGUUUUGUGGUGGGCCGUGGAGGCCUCCGUGGAGGACCUGGCCACUCCCAGCACAGAGAGGCCUCUGAGUACCAUGUUCCGAAGCCACUUCCACAGGGGGGGUUCCAGCCUGGGCAGUUUUGUGGGGGGGUUCGUGGUGAUGAGCUUCAGCCUGGCCAUGCUUUACCGUGCCUGCUGUGUGGUCCUGUUGCUCUGGCUGGCCGUCUUCCUGUGCAUCCAGCCCAGGCUGCCCCAAGAGCGGAAAAUCAACUACUCCAAGCUACUGGUUGUGGAGGGGAGUGACACCAGCGACUCUGAGCCAGGGUCAGAACGGGACUGGCUUGUGAAGGCCAUGAGGGAGGAGCACUCAGACUGCAGAGGCUGAGAGAAGGUCUUAGUGCACUGAUCCGGAAAGAAACUAAUGAGUUGGACAAAAUUCAGUCUGCUGAGAACAGAAUCCCACCCUGGGUUGCAAGGAUCUUGGAGAGAGAAGGCAUUCUAUGCUGAAGGCAUGAUUUUCUUUACUUUUCUAAUGAAAGGUGAUUUGACUUUUUUGGCCAUUAAAUCUUUUUAAAAUAA